AGAAGAUACAAUUGCACCGACCCUGAAUACCAGGUUGCUACUCCAAACAUCUUACGGUCAGUGGAGAAAUCUGCCGGACUUUAGUGUCUCGUUCGGCAGUGUUCAUCAAAAGUCCGAUAACUGCGUUUCAACCGCCAUGGCAAAAUACAUAUUUAAGCUGGCCAUGCAAGGCCUUGAGUUUCUGCAGCGUUUUACCAAGGAAGCAUCAUACACGACGACCGCAAAACCUAUAGAUCCCACCUAACCAUAUCGAUCAUCUAAGCUUUGGGGGACGCCAACCUCUGCUACAAAUUUAAGCCACACACCAUGGCGACAAAGAUCGAUGCCAAGAAGACCAGUCUCCUUCUUCUCGACUUGCAGAACGGCUUCCUCAGUCGUCUCCCCGCGGACGCCUCGGCGGCGGUCGUCGCCAGCACGGCAUCCACAACUUCGACGGCACGCCAGCAUGGCAUUACGGUGACGUACGUUCACGCUGCGCUGACAGCGGACGAGAUUGCGGCUAUCCCAGAUCACAACGCCACCUUCGCAGCCAUAAAGGCCAGCAGCGAGAUCAGUGCGGCCAUGGCUCCAGACGCGGCCGCGACGCAGAUCCACGCGGCGCUUGCGCCCGCGCCCGGCGAGCGCCUGCACCGCAAGAUCAGGUACGGUACCUUCAUGACGGGCCCGUCCACGGCGAUCCUGGACGACUUCCGCGCUCGCGGCAUCGACACGGUGAUCCUCGGCGGCAUUGUCACCUCCGGCGCGGUGCUCAGCGCCGUCAGGCAGCUGGCCGACCUGGACUUCCGCCUCUUUGUUCUGGAAGACUGCUGCGCCGACUACGACCAAGACGUGCACAACGUGCUGGUCCAAAAGGUGCUGCCCAAGCAGGCCACGGUCAUCAAGAGCGCAGACCUGGCCGGCUUGCUUUAGCUGUCGUCGUUCGCCUUUCUUCAACAUCCGCAACGAUCACGCGUGACUCACGACAAGGGGAGCGUCGCCGUUUUAUUCAGUUUGAGCAGAGAGAAAAAGAAGGGAAGUUUCUUUUGACCAGGCCAGAGCCUUCACGGAAAACAUCCCCGGCUUGCCGAGCUGGCUAUGGAUCUUCACGCUGCGGAGGGGAAUUGACACGGUGUGGAUCGAAGCAUUGCUCGAGUUAAAACGCAUAGCUCUGCCGUCGAGUAACGACAGAAUAGCGAACCACCUAUCUUCUAUUUCAGUCUGAACCAAAUUUUCUCAGUUUACAUUGAAA
Messenger RNA from Verruconis gallopava, 1228 nucleotides. RefSeq lists its product as uncharacterized. The transcript has a single exon. The coding region runs from base 307 to 909 and encodes 200 amino acids. NCBI's taxonomy places the organism in Eukaryota, Fungi, Ascomycota, Dothideomycetes, Venturiales, Sympoventuriaceae. The record is from RefSeq and is a predicted model, not a curated record.